This is a messenger RNA of Dichomitus squalens LYAD-421 SS1, 813 nucleotides long. Its product is annotated as RNA-binding domain-containing protein. The transcript is spliced from 4 exons. Gene Ontology annotation, biological process: mRNA splicing, via spliceosome. Gene Ontology annotation, molecular function: U1 snRNA binding. NCBI's taxonomy places the organism in Eukaryota, Fungi, Basidiomycota, Agaricomycetes, Polyporales, Polyporaceae. The record is from RefSeq and is a predicted model, not a curated record. The coding region runs from base 1 to 813 and encodes 270 amino acids. Gene Ontology annotation, cellular component: U1 snRNP.
AUGUCCUCCACCCAGCCAAACACCACCCUCUACCUCAAAAAUCUCAACGACAAGGUCAAGAAGGACGAGCUCCGCGCCCAGCUCUUCGCCCUCUUCACCACCUAUGGCAGGAUCCUCGACGUCGUCGCCCUCAAGGGGCCCAAAAUGAAGGGGCAGGCGUUCGUCGUCUUCACCGACCUCGCCGGCGCGACCGCCGCCCUGCGCGGCUGCGAAGGUAUGGUCUUCUACGAUAAGCCAAUGCACAUUGAGUACGCCAAGACGAAGUCGUACGCGACGCUCCGGAGAGAGGACCCCGACUUCGUGCCCCCGACCUCGAUCUAUGUCAAGAACGCGCCCAACGGCAAGCUCGCGAACGGCGGUGCGGGAGAGAAGAGGACACGCGACGAUCGGAUGGACGAGGAUGCCCGUGAGGUCAAGAGGGAGCGGACGGACAAGGACGACGAAGACGACGACGACGAGGAGAUGGAGAUCGAGGAUGACGACGAGGGUCCCAGGCAGGGGGGCUCCACGAACGGCUCACGUCAGUGCGAUGCAGGCCAGAUACCGGCGGCGACUCAGCAGCAAUCGGCGCGGCUGAUGUGCCUCAACCUGCCACAAGAGGUUACGGACGACGUAUUGUCGGUCCUAUUUCAACAGUACCAAGGCUUCCACUCGGUGCAGGUCGUUCCUUCUCCAACACCAAACGCGGCAGGGCAGAGAGUCAAGAUGGCGUACGUGAUGUUCGACUCACCAGAUCUCGCGUCCGUCGCAAAAGAAGCCUUGGAUGGCUUCACACUCAAGAAGGGAUGGGUGAUGUCUGUUUCGUAUAUCUAG